Molecule: messenger RNA, 1590 nt
Organism: Penicillium canariense
Lineage: Eukaryota; Fungi; Ascomycota; Eurotiomycetes; Eurotiales; Aspergillaceae
Product: MFS transporter
Exons: 1
Coding region: 1-1590 (529 amino acids)
Biological process (GO): transmembrane transport
Molecular function (GO): transmembrane transporter activity
Source: RefSeq, a predicted model, not a curated record
AUGGUCGCCACUACACCGGGGACAGACAGACACCGUCUUGGUCCGAAGGCGGCGUCCACUGGGGCAAAAGCGGCUGCCGAUCUUGGCAACGAAAGUGAUCAUAUAGAUGAGACUACAGCUCUUCUGGGAUCUACAAAAGCUACCAAUGUCGACGGGCGUCAAUUAGGCUCUCCGAAGGGUGCGCCAGCACCAGGCGACGACGGGGCCGGUGGCGAUGACGAAGAAAAGCCUCUAGACAAGAGUCAGGUCCUGCUCCUCUGCUAUGCCCGAGUGAUAGAGCCUCUGGCCUUCUUCUCCAUCUUCCCUUAUGUCAAUCAGAUGGUCCAGGAAAAUGGGGGCAUCAAGGACACGGAUGUGGGCUUCUACAGCGGCCUCAUAGAGUCAUUGUUCUCCCUGACGCAGGCUAUCGUCAUGAUUUUCUGGGGCCGAGCAGCCGACCGCAUUGGGCGCAAGCCGGUCUUGGUCUUCUCAUUGUUCGGCGUGGCCAUGGCCACAGGGCUCUUCGGGUUUGCCAAAUCCAUCGCGCAAAUGAUCAUGUUUAGGUGUCUUGCCGGCGUCUUUGCUGGAACCAUUGUCACAAUCCGUACCAUGGUGGCCGAGCACAGCACUCCCCGGACCCAGGCUCGGUCAUUCAGCUGGUUCGCCUUCAGUGGAAACCUGGGAAUCUUCCUAGGACCUUUGCUGGGAGGAGCCCUCGCCGACCCUGCAAGCCAGUACCCGGGAGCUUUUGGAGGCGUGCGCUUUUUUGAGGACUAUCCUUACGCGCUUUCAAGCCUUGUGGUGGCGCUGGUGGGAGUUUCGGCCGCCAUUACUAGCGCUUGUUUUGUUUGUGAGACCUUGACGAAGGAAUCGGCGUUGGCGGGCCAUGAUGGGGAGGAGGCGGCAUGUGGCCCGUUGGUUCAAAGUGGCAACCUCUCGACAUGGCAGCUCUUAAAAUCGCCAGGGGUAGGCAUGGUUCUCUACACGUACGGGCACAUCAUGGUCCUUGCUUUUGCUUACACGGCUAUUAUUCCCGUCUUCUGGUUCACCCCCAUCCCUCUCGGGGGAUGGGGUUUCACACCCCUGCAAAUUUCGCUGAUGAUGGGCUUGAACGGCGCCGCCCAAGCCGCAUGGCUUCUCCUGGUGUUCCCCCCCUUACAGCGAAGGAUCGGCUCGAAAGGGGUCACACGGCUAUGUGCAUUGGCCUACCCAUUGUUUUUCCUAUGCUGCCCCCUCGGCAAUGUCCUCCUGCGAAUGGGAACCGAGAGAUCGAUCAACGCUUUCUGGAUCUUCGCGCCGACGAUGCUAGUCAUCGGCUGUGGAGUUAGCAUGAGCUUCACGGCAAUUCAGCUCUCUUUGAACGACAUUUCCCCCUCGCCAAAGGUUCUGGGAACGUUGAAUGCGCUGGCAUUGACCGGCGUUAGCGGCCUGAGGGCUUUCUGUCCAGCUCUAUUUACCAGCCUGUUCGCGCUGGGGGCGAGGACACAGCUAGCAGGGGGAUAUGCCAUUUGGGUACUCCUGAUCGUACUUGCUUCUGGUUUAUCGGUUGCAGCGAAAUACCUACCAGAGCCCCAAGAGGACCCCAAGCGCCGGAAUGGCCGAGAGAGGUGA